GCGAGGAGACGGAACACAGUGCAAGCAAAGCAUUGCGUUGAGAGAGCGAGGCACGGCGAGGGGGGUUUUGUUGUUGAUGCUUGAAUUCGUUGGCCGCAUGGUACAGUAGCUUUGUAAAAAAUAGAACUUCGCUAACAGUCCGUCAAUUUCUUUUUCGUUUGAAUAGGAAAUUGUCUAACUUUUUGUGCUCUCUGUUCUUCUUUCACCAGACGACGCAGUCGGUAAACUUCUUCACAACGUUGGACGCUAGUUUGUACCCGAGCAAGCUGUGUGAGUGAGGCAGGAGCCUAGCUGUUACACUACCCUGCGGACUACUGUGUGGGGAUGUGUGUGUGUUUUCAUCAGCCACAAAAGGAUUAACGGCGACGUUUCUCAAUCAUUGUUUCCCCGAGUCCACAGCCGACAACAGCCUUUUCUUCUGGAAAAACCGUGCUUUGUCGCACCCGAGAGUACUGCACUGCUGUGUAAAUUCAAGUGUGUAAAUCGUUCGUGGAUUAUCUUAUUGAAAUUAGAUUCUCUAGGACUAUCAGUGCAAGUCGUGAUCUUUGUUUUUUGUUUUCCCAGACCUGUCUCGGAUUAUAUUGUUUACUUUCCCUGACAACAUGUGAAGUUUUGACCAUCGUGAAAGUGAUGUGAUAGCCUAGCCAAUGCAUUAUUAGAAUUUUGUGUGGAUAAAAGGUUCAUUGAUUGGAACAUCAAUGUAAAAGGCUAUUUUACAUGUGAAUGAAACAGAAUUCCUAUCAAACUUCAUAGUUCCAUAGCUGCCUUGUUUGUUUGUUUUUUAAUUACCUGAACUCUAAGCAAGACCAAAGACUUUUUUGGUGAAUAUUUUUUCAACCUUACGAUCUUGUUUCCUAAACUCGUUCAUUUCAUUGCUUUCCAUUCACAGAUCAUUCAGUAUUCAGACCGUGCUGGAGGCUUUGAUCUUCGCCGACGAAGUCUAUACAUCGAGACUAUUGAGUAUUGAGUUUACAAAAUUUGAAUUCUGAAGAAAUUUGCCCGUUUUGGGGUAUGGAAAAUACCUUCUGAUGGUGUGUGUUGUUGCUAUGCAUCGUGUCGUUUCUACACUCGGAUUAUUUCUCGCUUUCUGAUGAGGCUACUGGAUGAGAUGAGCAGGAUGGGGAAACUUGGGAAUACUUUCACCGGUUUACGCACCCUCAUCUUUCUUCUCUCCUGCGUUGUUGUCAGCAAAGGUGACUACCCGUUCGGGAGCAGCGACCCUCUGACCCAGGGCCUGCCGGAGUGGGAGCUACAACCUCUAGAGAACUACUACGUGGUCAGAAACAAACCAGUGACCAUCACAUGCAGGGCCACGCCCGCUAUACAGGUACCCGCGACCUAUUUACUGAAAAAUGAUCUGAGAAGACACUUCGACCGCUUCCCAGUGGCCAAGCGAGUGGAGAAGGGAAAGCAAGCGGAACUGGACUGUCUUCCACCGGAAGGAAAACCCCUGCCCACUGUUUACUUUGGCGUCUGCUCGUAUGUUGAUGGUGGCUCUGCGACGUGCAGGAGUUUCUGGUCCUCCUCUGUGGCUCUUCUUGGCGUGGUCGGGCCCAGCGGUGGCAAAGCCCUUGUGAGGGCGACAUUGGCUCCCCCUUUUCUCACCUUGGCUCACCCCGAAGGCCGCAUCUUUUGUGCUGAGGACAUAACUGUCGCUCGCAGGAAUUGCCAAAAUGGCGGCUGGUCAUCCUGGAACGAGUGGACUGAAUGCUCCGUGACGUGCGGCAAAGGCAAACAACGGCGCUCACGCACGUGCACUGUGCCCUCGCCUUACAACGGCGGUCUCCCGUGUGAGGGUGAGCAGCAACAGUCGGUCACGUGCGGCCAGUACUGUGCCGACAAACGCCAGCAGGGGACGACCAGAAGUCCGAGGCCGAGUCGCACCUCUACGGAGGCGGGGCUGGGGCUCUCUGACAGCGGUCAAACAGAUCAGGCAAGAGAUGAAGCUACAGCUACAGCCGACGACGACGAGGAUGUGUCUCUCUACAUCGGCAUCUGUGUCUCUGUGGCCGUCGUCUUCGUCAUCGUCAUCGUUGUCGUCUUCAUGUGUCGCCGUCACAGCCGGAGACGUAGCGCCUUCAGGGAUCUGGGAGGGCCAGAUGCUACCCAGUCUCUCACCGAGGAUGAAAAGAAACAGAAAAAUGGAGACAUGUUGUCCAUGCAACCCGACCUGACCCAAACAGUGGUGGUGACGGUGCAGCACAACAACCACAACCACCACCACAACAACCACAACAACCAGACCUACAACCACAGCCAGGGCUCCAACGAGUCCCCCAACAACAACCACGUGGGCUCCGUGGACAAAAUGCCGGGCUACCACGGCGGAGGGGGGAGUGGUGGAGGGAGCAGCAUCGGCGGGAGCGGCCCAGAGUCUCCCUUUAUCCACGACAGCUCUCCGUCCUACAGCGUCCCCGAUGUGCCUGGGAUGUAUCCACAAGCGGGAAUGGAACCCGGGCAAUACAGCGUGCCGGACACCCAGUCUUACAUCUCUAACGGGAGGCCGUACUCUCCCAUCGCCCAGCCUCUGUACUCGCCACAGACGCCCCAGUCGUACUCUUCCGGGGCAGGAGGGAAUCAAGGCGGACCCACUCCUUACUCGUCUACAGCUACCCAGCAGUUUUUCCCGUCGGACAAACCUCCUCAGAGACACUCUGGCGGUAUGGCGACUCCAGGCUGCUACAGCGGCGUGCCCGGACCCAACAACAAGAUGGUCAUGGUGGAGCCCACCAUCAACCACAACCUCAACAACGCCUCUGUGGAGAAGCUGGGGAUGAAGGACUCUAAGAGCGGCCUGCCCCCGCCGGCACCCUCGUCCUGUGACGGGAGACCACUGUCUCAAUGUGACAGCCUUCAGGACAGCCGGCAGUCGGUGAUUUCGGUCCAGCUCCCAGGGAAUGUAGACACAGAGGCGGUCACGUGGAGUACCUUCAACCACACGGGAGGCAGGCUCUUCCUGCCCGAGUCAGGUGUGUUGCUGACCGUGCCCGAGGGCGCCAUCAAGAAAGGUCACGUGGAGGAACUGUACAUGGCGGUGUGUCGGGACGACAAAGACAGGCCUCGACUCACGGAACACCAGACCAUCCUGAGCCCCGUGAUCCUGGUGGGCCCGCCCAGUGUGCAGCUGCUCAAGCCCGUCAUCUUGUCCUUCCAGCACUGCGCCAACAUGAGGCAGGGAGGCUGGGUGCUCUCCAUCUACAAGAGUGAGUCGCCCAUAGACGAGCCGCCUUACUGGAGGCGAGUGGUGGUCCUGGGCCACGAGACCAUCAACUCCCCCAUCUACACACAGCUGGAUCCAAACCAAUGCCAUGUUAUGACCGAGUUCCUCAACCGCUACACCCUGAUCGGCGAGUCUGUGCCCGGAGGUCGCGCCCUCAAGAUCUACAGACUAGCGGCCUUCGCCCCAGCCAUGCCACCCUCUGUGGACUACAGCAUCAGGGUCUACGUCGUGGAAGACACAAUCGAUGCUUUAGACGGUGUGAUUCAAGUGGAGAGGAAACUGGGAGGACGCCUUCUCGAUAAACCAAAGCAGAUUCCAUUCCAAGAUGGCGGCAACAACUUGUGUCUGACGAUAGAGGAACUCUCCUCAGGCUGGAGGAGUAAACUGGCGGCCAACUACCAGGAAAUCCCGUUCCGCCACAUCUGGAGCGGCAACCAGAACAACCUCCACUGUUCCUUCAGCCUGGAGCUACAGGAGCGCUCCGUGUCCAGGCUGGCCUGCAAGAUCCAGGUGUAUCAGAAGGCCAUCCUCAGCAACAGACAGACGCUGCUCAUCAACUGCAACCUCAAAGAUAACGCAGCCAGCUGCCCGGGACAGAGCAACACCCUCAAGCAGCGAUCCUCCACGGUCAACACGGCAGCCUCCACCGCCAGCUCAGGGUUCCACUCCAUGGUGACCCUUGACCCCUCGGCUCAGGUGUUCAGGUUGCCAUCCCAUAUCAAAGCCCAGCUGUGUAUGUUGUUGGACCCACCAAAUGCAAGAGGAAAUGACUGGAGAAUGUUGGCUCAAGCCCUUACUGUAGAUAGAUAUAUAAACUUUUUCGCCACCAAGUCAUCCCCGACGGAACACAUCCUGGACUUGUGGGAAGCUCGACACAGAGAGGACACGGCUGUUACCGACCUCAUGAAUAUUCUGAGGGUCAUGGGUCGCAUGGAUGCCGCAGCGGUCCUGGAGAAAGACAACGGCAGUUGGUUAUGAUAGGAGGCGACAGACAUUGAUGGAUGAGUGAUCACAGAAAGGACUGAGAUGUUUUGCCACAGAAUGUGUGUGUCAUUUUCAGAGUUGUUUGGGGAUAUGAAAUGAGCUACUUGUGUGCCGGAGAUUUCGGCUCUUCAAUGCAAUGACAGUGCUCAUAGUGCUCUUCUGGAGGUGACACAUUGUGACCCUCAUGGCUUUUUGUGCAGUUGUUACUGCAAGUUUCCUGUAACUCCCUAAGAUGUUAGAAAAAUAUUCACUACUGGAAAAGGUCAUUUGCAAAGACGAUGGCUCAUUGAGACCUAUGUCCUGGAAUACAGUUGCUUCAAAUCGCUUCAAUAUUGUUGCUUGUUGAAGGAAAAGGGUGUCUUCUCUACUGUAAGCACAAGAUACAUUUCGCUGCAUGCUACUCAGAUUGCCUCAAAUUAAACGCAGCUCCUGGAUGAGAUUCUUUGUGCAUUAUGUCUAUAUCCCUGUAAAUUAUGCCAUUCUCACUGAAGCACCAACUGGUGGUCUGUACCUCUGUAACAGGAGCAAACUUUGACACAGGUUGUAACAAACAUCUGUCAGAGCUGACAAAAAAGUAAAUGACAUGUGUGGAAGGAAAUUUACUUAUGAUCUGCCUUUUUGCUCUGAAUGAGGUCACUGCUUAAGCUUUAAGUCUGCACACUUGAGGUACAUGUGCUAGUCCUUGUACAAAUGACACGUGACUGGACCCAGACACUGAGUGAGCAACAUAAAGGGUCAAAUUCAGACUUACAGACCUUGACGGUUUGCCUAUUUUUGUAAUUGGAGAAGCCGUAAUCUUGACAGGAGCAGCAGUGGAGCUGUGUGAGCCACAAUGGUGAGCUCAUGUUGGUGCACAGAGACUGACAGCCUUCAACAGUCUGAAGACAAGAACUCUUUUGAAACAUAUGUGUACCUUCACUGAUCGCUGUGAACAUGGGAUGUUUUUCUCCAAAGACUACACAGAUUAAUCCCGUGAAAUGGAUAUAUAUAAUGGUCAAAACGGACUGGAAUCCCAGAAUAAAACAAUUCUUCUUAGGCUGUGUGUACUGCGAUAAAGAUUGCCAUGAACAAUUUGGGAUAUUCCAGUUGUGUGUGCUGUCCAGGUCUAUGCACAAGUGUGUGACAUUGCAAGAGGCCUCCACUGCCUGUCCUUUGCCCAGUUGCUCCUUGCUCGAGGGAUCUAGUCUGCUCCGACAAGGGCAAAGAAAACCAACAGUGAUUUCUGAAACAGCGACUGAGGAGCUCAUGUUCUUUCAUAAAGUUUAAUGUAUUGAGUGUGUGAGUGCAUGCACAAACACAGCCUAAAACCGGAUGUUUUGUGAUGACUCAAAUGAACUCCCUUGUGUUUUCAUUUUUUUAAAACUUUUUCACUCUGUGUAAAAAUAAGAGCUUGGCUGUGCCCAUGUUCACUUACUAUUUGAGUCUGACCAAGCUAAGGAAUACAACUGCUAUUCCCUCAAUGUAACUUGUCAUGUCUGAAAGACUGAAUUGCUUCCCUUUGAUUAUUUUUACCGCAUGAAUGAGAGUCACUUUAGACACCAUGACUUGUUUUGAUUUGUUCUUUUUGCUUUCAGUUUAUUACGUAUGUAGAUCUUGAAAUUUCUUUCUGCUUAUUGUUCUGACGCAACACAUCAAAGCCAAAUAGUUGAGACAUUUUGUAGCACACAACACGACACGAUCACACGGACACAUCACAAGGGACUGAACUCUGCUGGUGUAACCUUGUCUGUCGUCGCUACGAAAAGACUGGAGUAGUUUUAGGAGGCUUUUGUGUAAAGGAUAAUCCAUUUGGUGGUCAGAAGUACAAUGUAGCUGUUGUCCUUCAUGCCUGAUUUUGUUUUGUUUUUCAAGUUUUUGUUCCCCUUUUGUAAAUCUCAGACUUUUCAGUGCUGUAGUCUCCCUUUGUCCGGUUUGUAGGCUUAGAGAAAAAAAUAAACAAACAAAAGAAUGUUCUAUUAACAGCACAUAUGUGUGGAAUAUCACAAUAACUUUCUCAAGAAAAAUAAGUAACAGUUUUGUUUUAGUUUCACAUCCAUUACAACAUGGUCAGAAGGAGGUGAUCAGUCUUCUUGUGACGGAAGUGAUAUAUAUAGAGCAUUUCCUACACGAUGCAAAAGACCAGUAGGCUUCAUUUGCUUUUGUUCUGAUCAUGGAACGGCUUUAUAUCUGUUGUUUAGACAUUAAUUAA
Molecule: messenger RNA, 6392 nt
Organism: Aplysia californica (California sea hare)
Lineage: Eukaryota; Metazoa; Mollusca; Gastropoda; Aplysiida; Aplysiidae
Product: netrin receptor UNC5B-b
Exons: 19
Coding region: 1091-4198 (1035 amino acids)
Biological process (GO): netrin-activated signaling pathway; motor neuron axon guidance
Cellular component (GO): membrane
Molecular function (GO): protein binding; netrin receptor activity
Source: RefSeq, a predicted model, not a curated record